AGAAAGCAGCCAGACCCUGAAAUCAAAACAACGGUUCCCAGUUGAGUACAAAAAAGGGCUUUUCUAGCAACUAAAUGUGCUACCCUAUUGUUCUCCCGACCUAUAAACCGCACAGAAAACCCUGGAUAGGCAGCAAAAUAUUGACAAAUCUCGUCCAGGACUGCCCCCAAGCGAUUGUCCCGCGAAUCGGCCUGAUUAAUCUUGUCAAUAAUGACCUUCGCAUCACCCUCGAACCGAACAGCGGACAAACCCCCCUCUAAACACCAAGUGAUCGCCUCACGCAACACAAGUAAUUCCACCACCAUUGGAUCAUCAAUUUGAGCAAAGUGCACACCUUUAGCCCGAAGGACCGUCCUUCCUGGACCACAAAGAACCAUCCCGCCAGCCGAGUGAGAACCCCUCCUAGUUGCCCCAUCCCACAUGCAAACCAACCAAGCAUCAUCCAUUUGGAUCACUGGCUGGACUACCUGGCACGACACCCGUGACUGCUGGUCCACCGGCAGCCCCAUCCACUCCUCAAUUUGCUGAGGAAAUUGGCGCAUUAAAGCCGGAAGCCCAAAUUGUUUGCCCUCAAAGACAACCUAGUUCCGCGAACGCCAGAUCCGCCAAAAAACGGCGACCACCGCCAUAAACAGCGAUUGAUCAUGGACUAGGGCAAGCAUCCGCUUCAGAAAUAGCGGAAAAGUGUGCCGAGGCAAAGCCUCACCUAAAUACUCCAACCCCGAUAAAUCCCAGAGAGCCCUCGCAACCGGGCAGUAAAGAAAUAAAUGUUCCAUAGUCUCGGGACCAUCCCAGCAAACCGGACAUCGGGGGAGCACAGGAACAUUCUUCUCAUUGAGCGCCUCUGUGUUUGGCAAGGCUCGGUUCAAAAUCUGCCAGAGAAAGACUUUAAGUUGGGGGGGAAUUUUAGCUUCCCACAACCGGAUCCAGCUUUGUCUAUCCAUCCAACUCACCGAGUCUCGCCACCCACCCCUCCUCCUGUCAAGCUCAACAGCCAGAUGGUAAGCUGUCUUAACCGAGAAAACCCCAUCCGCAGUGCUAUUCCAUAUAAGUUUAUCAUCCACACUCCGCCUCGGAAGUGGGAUAGCUUUAAUGGCCCGACAGAUAGAAGGGUCAAAUCAUUGACUAAGCUUAUUCUCAUCCCAGCGCCCUUCCCCUUGACAAAUAACCUCCGCCACCAGAGGAUCCCCCCCAUUUGGCAGGACACGAGGAUUAUAGCAAGGAGGAUCCAGCUGAAAUCCAGGAAUCCAAUUAGAAUGCACCAGGGAGGCCGAAAGACCAUUUCCGAUCUGCCAUCUUAACCCUGCCUCCAAAAGCUGGUGCCCAAACAAGAUACUCUGCCAACCCCAAGACGGCCUAGAUCGGGCAGUAGCAAAUAGAAAAGAUCCUUGAGGAAAGUACUUCCCUUUAUACACCUGUGCCAGGAGGGAGUGCGGCUCUUGGAGAAUACGCCAGCCGAUCUUUACUAAGAGGGCCUGAUUAAAAUGUUCAAACCUUCGAAAUCCAAGACCCCCCUCAUGCUUACUCCGACAAAGGUUCCGCCAGGACACCCACUGAAUCUUGGAGUGUCCCUCCUCAGCUCCCCACCAGAAGCGGGCCACAUGUCUAUCCAAUAAACGACAAAGAGAGAGGGGCAACCGGAAACAAGACAUAACAUAUAGGGGCAAAGCCAAAGCAAUUGACUUAAUUAAGGUCUCCUUAGCCGCCCAGGAUAAAAUUUUCUGCUUCCAGCCCUGCAGACGCGCCAGUAACUUCUCCUCCAGAUAUCGGAAUGUCUCCAUUUUGGAUCGAGCAACCAACGUGGGCAAUCCCAAAUACUUAUCAUGUACCCCUACUGCUCCGACUCCAAGAAUCGCAGCCAAAAAAUCCUGAUCCUCCAAGGCAACAUUUUUGCUAAAGCAGACUGCCGAUUUUUCCAGAUUAACCCGCUGCCCACUCAGCUCCUCAUACUCAUUUAGCACCACAAUUAGAUUCUCACACUCCUGAAGAGAACCUCGCAGGAAUAGAUAGGAAUCAUCGACAAAAAAACAAGUGCGAGAUCCGAGGAGCACGCAGCGCCACCUUCACCCCCUCCAACUUCUUUUCAGAGAUUGCCUUCCGAAGAAGGGCCGCAAACCCCUCCGUGCAUCAGCCAACAAGGUCGAGCGAAACAAACAGCAGAGAGAUAGUCACAAGCAAAUUAAAAGCCCAGAGAAGCUUCAACUACAGGAGAAGGCAAGAGGUUAUCUUCGAGGAAGGUAGCUGCAAAGAUCAAACGACCACCUGUCUAGGGAAGCUUACCCCCUCAGAUCUUCCAGUAAAAUUUUCUAUAAUUCGAGUGGAGGAUUCAGCAGUUCAAACGUCCCGAAGGGAUAGACGAGAUUGUGCUUCGAGAGCCAGUCCGCGACUCUAUUCCCUUCGCGGUACGUAUGAACUAAUUGAUUAAUUAUAAGUAAUCAUGGGACAUGACAGGUCUUCUCGAACACUAAUUCGAGUUUAAAAUUCCAUUGCAAAAAAAUUCAUUUAUAUAUUGAUUGUUAAUUUUUGUCUUUAAUGAUUAAAAGUUGCCUAUAUACAAUCUAGUUCAAAAUGUUUCAUCCAUCCUUCACAAACUGAAAAGGAAACUGUUGGGCAUGUGACUCGGAUCGCACCCCACGGCAGAAGCACUAAGGAGUCGCGCCAAGGUUAAGCGCGCGAGCCAAGCAGAAGCACUAAGGAGUCGCGCCAAGGUUAAGCGCGCGAGUCGAGCGCACGAGUCACGCCGGAAUCAAGCGUGCAGGCAAAAGCCACCCCUGAAGAGGCGCGCGCAAACACUGAGCGACGACGCUUGGGACAGGCGUGGGCCCUUGUCGAGGAGUUGUAGAAGCGGCGCCACGUCAUCCAACGGGUAGUCACCAUCACAGUCCUAGGUAUAGUCCUGCUAUGUCAGUAGUCACAUCAGGGUCCUAAAAGUAUGGCCUAAAUCCCUGACAUGUCAGUGGUCACAUCAUUGUGCCCACUUGUAACCCAACCACUCACCCACCAACAUGUAGCCUAUAAAUAUGGCAUUUACUC
Messenger RNA from Linum trigynum, 3033 nucleotides. The record is from the annotation of a GenBank genome assembly. Lineage: Eukaryota; Viridiplantae; Streptophyta; Magnoliopsida; Malpighiales; Linaceae.